AUGGCUGCUGUACAAACAGAAGUCUCCUCGUUCUCACAGCCUUGGCAGAGGCCCCUGUACAUUUAUGGGGGUCUGGCAUGCAACUCACUCAUGGCUGACUCCUGGUCAGACAGAACUCCUCUCCAUGAAGCCGCCUACCAAGGCAGACUACUUCACCUACGAAGACUCAUUGCUCAGGGUUUCCAUGUGAACUCACUCACCAUGGAUAGAGUCACCCCCCUACAUGAAGCUUGCCUUGGUGGUCACUAUGCCUGUGCCAAGUUCCUGCUAGACCACGGCGCAAAUGCGUCUGCAGAGUCAACAGAUGGCGCCACACCUCUCUUCAAUGCUUGCAGCAGUGGGAGUGCAGCUUGUGUCAGACUCAUCCUACAGCACAGCGGCUCAGUCAACACUUCCUACCUGCUGGCAUCACCCAUCCAUGAAGCAGCGAAGAAAGGUCACAGAGAGUGUCUGGAGCUGCUGCUGUCGUACGGAUCUCACAUUGAUGUGGAGCUUCCAUUGGUAGGAACUCCUCUGUACUCUGCCUGUACGGCCAAGGCUGCAGACUGUGUGAGGCUGCUGCUACAUUUAGGUGCAGAUGUUCAGACAGGCUGUGGCCAGGAUAGUCCUCUACACGCUGCAGUUCGAUCUGGAGGAGCUGACAUAGUCGAUCUUCUGUUGGACUUUGGGGCUGAUGGAUGUUGCAGGAACGCAGAGGGAAAGACUCCACUAGACCUGUCAUUGCCAAACAGUGCAGUCAGAUUUGUACUGCAGAAAAAAGGUCCCUGCAGUCUGUCCCAGCUCUGUCGGUUAUGUAUCAGAAGAAGUCUGGGGAGGAGUCGUCUCCACAGCGCCUCCAGCCUCUUCCUUCCUCACAGUAUCAAGGACUUCCUUCUCUACCAAUAACAUAUCUCAACCUUUUUCUAUUCCCCUCUAUGCCACGGGUUUGUCCUCACGUUAGUGCCUUGUCACUGAAUAUCAAAGACAAGUCAAAGAAGAUAUCCAUAUUCAUGGACUGGGACUUAGUUUAUCAU
This is a messenger RNA of Cheilinus undulatus (humphead wrasse), 1013 nucleotides long. It is a transcript of the gene asb11, whose product is annotated as ankyrin repeat and SOCS box containing 11. Lineage: Eukaryota; Metazoa; Chordata; Actinopteri; Labriformes; Labridae. The transcript has 7 exons. The coding region runs from base 1 to 885 and encodes 294 amino acids. The record is from RefSeq and is a predicted model, not a curated record. Gene Ontology annotation, biological process: positive regulation of protein catabolic process; protein ubiquitination; intracellular signal transduction. Gene Ontology annotation, molecular function: protein binding.